Sorex fumeus (smoky shrew) is the source of this 2964-nucleotide messenger RNA. RefSeq names its product heterogeneous nuclear ribonucleoprotein A2/B1 (gene HNRNPA2B1). The transcript is spliced from 14 exons. The record is from RefSeq and is a predicted model, not a curated record. Gene Ontology annotation, molecular function: RNA binding. Bases 308 to 1369 code for a protein of 353 amino acids. Lineage: Eukaryota; Metazoa; Chordata; Mammalia; Eulipotyphla; Soricidae.
CCUUGGCGUAAGGAGGGGCGUAGCGCGUUCCCGCCAUUGGCGGCGGUUAGGGCGUUUACGCAACGGCCUGACGUAGAGGAAGACGCGUUAGUCGGGGGGAAGGUUCUAGAAAAGCGGCGGCAGCGGCUCUAGCGGCAGUAGCAGCUGCGCCGGGUCCCGGGUGGAAGGUGCUCCUCGCGGCGGUCCUUUCUCGAGCAGCGGCAGUUCUCACCCCAGCGCCAGGACGAGUCCGGUUCGUGUCCGUCCGCGGAGAUCUCUCUCAUCUCGCUCGGCUGCGGGAAAUCGGGCUGAAGCGACUGAGUCCGCGAUGGAGAAAACUUUAGAAACUGUUCCUUUGGAGAGGAAAAAGAGAGAAAAGGAACAGUUUCGUAAACUCUUUAUUGGUGGCUUGAGCUUUGAAACAACAGAAGAAAGUUUGAGGAAUUACUACGAGCAAUGGGGCAAACUUACAGAUUGUGUGGUUAUGAGAGAUCCAGCAAGCAAAAGAUCAAGAGGAUUUGGUUUUGUAACUUUUUCAUCCAUGGCUGAGGUUGAUGCUGCCAUGGCUGCAAGACCUCACUCAAUUGAUGGAAGAGUGGUUGAGCCAAAACGUGCUGUUGCAAGAGAGGAAUCUGGAAAACCAGGGGCUCAUGUUACUGUGAAGAAGCUGUUCGUUGGUGGGAUUAAAGAAGAUACCGAGGAACAUCAUCUUAGAGAUUACUUUGAGGAAUAUGGGAAAAUCGAUACUAUUGAAAUAAUUACGGAUAGGCAGUCUGGAAAGAAAAGAGGCUUUGGAUUUGUUACUUUUGAUGACCAUGAUCCUGUGGAUAAGAUUGUAUUACAGAAAUACCAUACCAUUAACGGUCAUAAUGCAGAAGUAAGAAAGGCUUUGUCUAGACAAGAAAUGCAGGAAGUCCAAAGUUCUAGAAGUGGAAGAGGAGGCAACUUUGGCUUUGGGGAUUCUCGUGGUGGUGGUGGAAAUUUCGGACCAGGACCUGGAAGUAAUUUCAGAGGAGGAUCUGAUGGAUAUGGAAGUGGUCGUGGAUUCGGGGAUGGCUAUAAUGGGUAUGGAGGAGGACCUGGAGGUGGCAAUUUUGGAGGUAGCCCUGGUUAUGGAGGAGGAAGAGGAGGAUAUGGUGGUGGAGGACCUGGAUAUGGCAACCAGGGUGGGGGCUACGGAGGUGGUUAUGACAACUAUGGAGGAGGAAAUUAUGGAAGUGGAAAUUAUAAUGAUUUUGGGAAUUAUAACCAACAACCUUCUAACUAUGGUCCAAUGAAGAGUGGAAACUUUGGUGGUAGCAGGAAUAUGGGGGGACCAUAUGGUGGAGGAAACUAUGGUCCAGGAGGCAGUGGAGGAAGUGGGGGUUAUGGAGGGAGAAGCAGAUAUUGAGCUUCUUCCCAUUGCCAUGGGCUUCACUGUAUAAAUAGGAGAGGAUGAGAGCCCAGAGGUAACAGAACAGCUUCAGGUUAUCGAAAUAACAAUGUUAAGGAAACUCUUAUCUCAGUCAUGCAUAAAUAUGCAGUGAUAUGGCAGAAGACACCAGAGCAGAUGCAGAGAGCCAUUUUGUGAAUGGAUUGGAUUAUUUAAUAACAUUACCUUACGGUGGAGGAAGGAUUGUAAAAAAAUGCCUUUGAGACAGUUUCUUAGCUUUUUAAUUGUUGUUUCUUUCUAGUGGUCUUUGUAAGAGUGUAGAAGCAUUCCUUCUUUGAUAAUGUUAAAUUUGUAAGUUUCAGGUGACAUGUGAAACCUUUUUUAAGAUUUUUCUCAAAGUUUUGAAAAGCUAUUAGCCAGGAUCAUGGUGUAAUAAGACAUAACGUUUUUUCCUUUAAAAAAUUUAAGUGCGUGUGUAGAGUUAAGAAGCUGUUGUACAUUUAUGAUUUAAUAAAAUAAUUCUAAAGGAAAUUGUGUAAUUAUAGACUUUUUAUUUUAAAUAAGUUAAGGAGUGGGUAGUAUAAUUAAGGUCCAUUGCAAAGUUGUUGUUGAUAUUUGUGUAAGAUAAAUGCUGGUCAGAUAUAAGUGUGUUGCCUGCAAUUCAUCAGGAUUAAAUUAUCUAGAUAACUAAAGGGAUAUCUCUGCAAGGAGAAACACCUUUUUAGAUCUUUUAGAUGCUGCUUCUUCAAUGCAAGGAAAGGAAAUAACCCCAGCGAGGUACUCUUCAGGGAUACAGGUCUAGUACAAGAGAACUCUUGACGGCUACUAAGUACAGCCAGUCUUAAGAAACUGAGCUGUUUCUACAAAGCUUUAACUACAGUAGUUUAUAAGGAUGCCAACGAAAGCUGAGGGUGUAGAGCAAAAUAGUUCUAAGCUUCAGUUAAACUUCUUUAGCAUUGCUAUGAACCAUGGACAAGUAUAUUCUGCUGCCACAAAGACUGUAACAAGUGCUUCAUUUCAACAGCUGAGGCAAGCCAAGUGAUCAUUAAUAAAGCUUUUCUUGGUUCCUUCAGUGGUGUUGGUAGCAAAAUGGAAGGUGUCUUGCUGCAGGUAACUAAUGAAGAAGUUGUCAACCACAGAAUCUUCAAGAAAUAAGAAAUUCUAUACCAUCUGAAAGUAGUUCUUGUUGGUGCCUUCCUUUUUAAAAGCACUUUUAAGAUUAAAGGGAAAUGUUUCUGGUUUUAAAAACUUCAUUUAGUACAGGUUUUUAAUAUAAAACAAUUACAAAUUAAGUGUAAGACUAACAUCAGAUCAGCUAGAAGCUCAGUAUAUGUCAUGUUUUUAGGUUUGUGAGUAGAUAAAUUCUAUUUUAAAUACAAAGUUUAUAAAAUAAAUAAUUUUGUAUCCAAAUACUUUGUGUAAUGUUUACACAUAAAAUGUGAAUCUUGUUAUAUAAACAGUUGUCUGAAGGAUUGCAAUCCCCUAGAUUUUGAAAGCAGUUUAACAAAACUAUGCAUAUUGCCUUUUUUUUUUUUGGUAUUAAUAGAUAAAUGAGUAAAAAGCAUUGGACGUUAUUGGCUGUCCCUAAUAAAAUGCCAUUCUUUAUACAUGUA